AUGAAGUCGACCCGAGAAUGGCAGAGAGGCCCAGUCCAGAACCACGCUGAUCCCCGCAUGGCCUUCAUGAACGACACAACCGACGGGCGUGAACAUGAGCCCAUACACUUCCGAGACGCAGGAACUGCCUCUUCCCAAGACUCAUAUCACUACUGCAUACCCCCUCCCAGCUCGAGCCGUUUCCCGAUGGCACCGGUGAAUAUCUACGAGGCUCAGCGCUCCAGGUUGAUGGGUAGCUCACGUUCUGAUCCCCGUGAGCUUGAUGGGUUCUUGUGGAAUCAUGGGCCCCAACAGAGUGCUUUGGAUGACCCAAGAGCACGCCCCGACGCUCUCGGUGCGGACCUCAGCCUCCUGGGGCACUCGCCACGUUCUCAGGCCCCUCGCUACCCGCCCUCGACGCUCCAACCGACCCCCCUUUCCAGCCUUCCAUCAACCAGAUAUACCUCAGCCGGUCUGCCAUCCCCAACGGGAGCUGGGUCGCACUCCCACCCAGACUCCAGCUUUAACCGCCGGCGACCACACCAUGAUCCAGUGUUCGGUCACCCGGACGCCCCGCAAGAUGCCUGCCCGUAUCCGACUCCGCAAGCCACCAGCUCCGCGUACCGCACGCAGAACCACCACUCCAUGGGCUUUCCGAGUCCUGAAGCUCGCCCCGGCACCGAGCAGAGAGCCUUUGCUUCGUCAAAAACCGCAUCCCAGUUCGAUACCAACACAGACAGCAGCUCAACCUCGAGUCUCGGCUUCUCUAGUCCGGCGGGAAGAGCCGCCGAGAGGCUACACUCUCAUCCUGCCCGCAAAGCCCAGUCACGAGACACCGCGCCCAUUGCCCCUCCUCGACCACAAGCCACCAUGAUCCAUAUACCACGGCAGCUCAAUCUCGUGCACGCUCCUCCUAUGGCCAGCGGAAUCCACCUCGUCGACCCCAAGCAGUCGCUCCCUGAGAGAAUACAGUCCAUAUUUCCCUACACGCUCUUCAACGCGGUUCAGUCCAAGUGCUUUGACUCGGUCUACCAAUCCAACGACAACCUUGUUGUUUCGGCCCCAACAGGAAGUGGCAAGACGGCCAUACUAGAACUCGCCAUCUGCAGGCUGAUGUCCCAGCGUACCAACCAGAACUUCAAGGCCGUUUACAUGGCUCCCACCAAGGCCCUUUGCUCAGAGAGGUCCCGCGACUGGCAAGGAAAGCUUGCUCGUCUAGGCCUAAGCUGUGCCGAGCUCACGGGCGACACCUCGAUGGCCGAAACACAAAAGGUCGGGGCCGCGCAUAUCAUCGUCACCACGCCAGAGAAAUGGGAUUCUAUCACAAGAAAGUGGGCCGACCACCGCAAGCUAUUGGAACUGGUCGAGCUUUUCCUCAUCGAUGAGGUGCAUAUUCUCAAGGACGCGCGCGGCGCUACUCUGGAGGCAGUGGUCUGUCGCAUGAAGACCAUUGGUGCUAACGUCCGAUUCAUCGCCCUGAGCGCUACGGUUCCCAACUCCGAGGAUGUGGCGAGGUGGUUUGGGCGAGACCAUACCAACCCUCACCUCCCCGCUCGGAGGGAGACCUUUGGCGAAGAGCUACGCCCAGUGCGGCUAGAUAAGCACGUCUACGGCGAACAUUGCGGAGGGAACGAUUGGGUGUUUGACACCUAUCUCGACAAGAAGAUCAUCCCGGCCCUCUCCAAACACACAAGAAAGCAAGAUCCCAAACCCAUCAUGGUAUUCUGCUUCACCCGCAAAUCUUGCGAAACCACGGCGCAGAGGCUUUCGGAGGCCUGGUCUGUUGCCCCAGCUGGCACCAAACUCUGGCCCGCUCCGAAGAAGGAAAUCUCGGUCAAGAACAAGACACUGCGCGACAUUGUGCACACCGGCGUCGCCGUCCACCACGCAGGGCUUGAUUUUGGGGAUCGGACUACUGUCGAGAGGUCCUAUCUAAACGGAGACCUUCAUGUCAUUUGUUGCACAUCCACCCUGGCAGUUGGCGUAAAUCUUCCGUGUCACACCGUUGUGCUGAAGGGCACCAUGGGGUACUCGGACGGAAGGCUCUCAGAAUACUCGGAUCUGGAGGUGAUGCAGAUGCUGGGCCGUGCCGGGCGGCCUCAGUUCGACAACAGCGCCGUUGCCAUCAUCUUCACCCGACCAGAAAACAAGGCGAGAUACGCCGACAUGGUCUCCGGACAGCAAGUCCUCGAGAGUACCCUGCACCGAAACCUGAUCGAACAUCUCAACUCCGAGAUCAGCCUGGGAACCAUCAAGGAUUCCGAGUCAGCCAGGAUGUGGUUGAACGGCACAUUCCUCAGCAUCCGCCUCCAGCGCAACCCUACCUACUACCAGCUAGAUACCAGGCCAGGCCAGAUCAGCCAUGCUGAAGGCAGGCUCGAGGAGAUUUGCGACAAGGACAUCAGGCAACUACAGGAGAAGAAGAUCGUGACGUCGGACGCCAAGUUCAGCUGCACACCUUACGGGAUCGCUAUGUCCAAGUACAUGGUGCGGUUCGAGACAAUGAAGAAGGUCCUCCGAAUCCCAAGGGGUGCGGGAAUCCAAGAGCUGCUGGCCAGUCUGUCCGAAGCGGACGAGUUCAAGGACGUGCGACUCAAGGCCAACGAGAGAGCCUUCUACAGACUAACCAACGAGUCGCCCUUCAUUCGUUACCCAGUCAAAGGGCCGAUCUCUGAGACGUGGCAGAAGGUAUCUCUGCUGAUUCAAUCAGAUCUCGGCGGCGUCGAGUAUCCCACUCAGGAGGGUAUCCAAAUGGCCAAGAAUCAACACGCGACCGACAAGUGCCUGGUGCUGGACCGCAUCAAGCCUCUUGUCAAGUGCGUGAUCGACUGCAAGGGCGCCGACCAUGACGCUGUCGGGGUCCGAAAUGCCCUCGAGCUCUUCAGAUCCAUCAAGGCCGGAGGAUGGGAGGGCAUGCCCUCACAGCUUCUACAGGUUUCAGGUAUCGGGCCCGUCACGAUGAGAAAGUUGGUCCAGCACGAUAUCUUGACGAUGAAGGACUUGGCAGCCACGGCGCCAGAGAGGAUACAAAUGUUCUUAAGCAAGAACCCUCCGUUCGGCCGCAAUAUGCUGGCUCUCGUUGACAAAUUUCCGAAGCUGUCGCUUGCGACGGAAGUUGUCGCACUCCCGAACCAGCGCCAUUCGAGCAAGGACCCCCCUUCCAUCAAUGUCAAGGCCACAUUCAGGUAUAACUGCGGAGGCGAGCCCCCGACCAGAGCGAAUGCCAUUUAUCUCACAUUCACAGCCGAGACCACGAACGGCACGCUUGUCUAUUUCUGGAGAGGGUCCUCAAAAAGUCUGAGCGGUCCUGGCGGACGAACACUGGAGUUCUCUGCGCCCUUAUCCGAUGCCAGCGACCACGUCUUCUGCUCGCUCAACUGCGAGGACUAUGUGGGCCUGGGCUGCUCGGUGACGGUGAAUCACAAGCUUCCAGCUUCUACAUUCGCGCACAUGAAGAUGGCAACCACGACGCCACCUCCGCCUCGACCCAGAAAGUCAACACCCCCAAAGGCCAUUUCCCCUUUGGGCGAGUUUGAUGACAGCCUCGACGAUGGUGAUCUCCUCGAGGCGGCCGAGCAGCUAGACAUACUCGAGAGGGCCGCGUCGCGCCACCCACCGCGGGCACUGCUCGAAGACUCAGACGACGACGAGUUCCCAUCUAUCAAGAGGCUUGUUGACCGCGAGGUCGAAAGUCCUACCGAAGCUCUCUCCCACGCAGAGUCGCAGGCAGGGAUUCAGCUAGAGCCGGUCCAAUUGCCAAACGGUCGGUGGAGAUGCAACCAUCUAUGUGGCGGGGGAGGCGUCACCAAGACCGGGAAGCCAUGCAAGCAUCCGUGCUGCAAAGAGGGCCUUGAGAAGAGACCGAAGCAGCCCAAGCCAAAGUCGGCCGAGGAUGGUGUCCCUAAAAGAAAACAGGAUCAAGUUGAAAUUCCGACUGGGCGCGUACCUUCAUGGCCAGAGUUUUCGAGGGAAAGCCAGGAUGGGCCCUCAGCUGCCAAGCGACAGCGCAAGGGGGAAGAAAAUGCAUACACCUCGAGCAGCCGUCCCGCACGACCGCAGGUGCCACCAUACAGGCCUCCUCCGGUAGCCGACAUGUACCGGGCGGAUGUGAUCGAUUUAUCCCAGGAUUCUCCUCCCCUAAGCCUGUUCAGCGAUGAUUCGUUCGGCGACAGCGAUGUUGUCGUUGUGGGCUCAAGGGCACUGACACCAAGACAGGAUGAGAAUGGAAGUGCCAGUAUGACAGUCGACCUGGAUUUCACCGGCCAUGACAUGUUUGAGGCGGCGGAUUAUGUUCCAGUCCGGCACCCGAGCAAACCCCUGAGGAGCAAUGCGGCAACCAGGAGUCCACAGCCUGGUUCCAAAACUAGAGAAUCCAGCAUGACCAGGUCCCGAGGAAAUUCGGCCGGCCCAUCUGCCAACAUUUCCAUUGAUGCCAAAAAGGAGAAGAUCCUCCGCGAAGCAUCCGAGUUGCUUGAUCUCCCAUCAUCGCCUAGGCUAGUUCCCUGGGACUCCUCGGGUUUGAACGACGGUUUAGGGGAUUCCGACGGAGCGCCGGUUUCGCCCGGGGAGAGCUCGCCCUCGACGCUUGGCAGCACCACAUUGACACAUACCGACACAGAUAGGCCCCGUGACGCGAGUGAGGAGCCAGCCGGCAACAGCUGUGGACCUUCGGGUGCUGGAGAUUCUGCCACAGGAGCUGCAAGUGUGAAGGUCGAUACAGAGGAACCCGCUUGGGUCAGGGAUUUUGAGAGCGAGAAUCCUGCAAUUAUGGAUCUCAUACGCUGUGACAGUAUCACGUUUGUCUAA
Messenger RNA from Gaeumannomyces tritici R3-111a-1, 4785 nucleotides. RefSeq lists its product as hypothetical. The record is from RefSeq and is a predicted model, not a curated record. Lineage: Eukaryota; Fungi; Ascomycota; Sordariomycetes; Magnaporthales; Magnaporthaceae. The coding region runs from base 1 to 4785 and encodes 1594 amino acids. Gene Ontology annotation, molecular function: nucleic acid binding; ATP binding. The transcript is spliced from 3 exons.